AUGAGCAACUCCGAACACCAGGCCACGGCGGGUCGGCCGACGCCGCCACACGCGCUCGCCCUUCCGCACGUCGUCGAGGCCAUCGCCACGAGCUUGAGUAACUAUACUGACUUUGAGAACUUCGUGCACGUGGUGCCUCCAUCUCUCUGGACGCCGGCGCUCGCGGCCUUUCUCGAGUGCAUCACGGUCAUGCCAUCUUCGGUCAUUACUUAUUGGCCGUACAUUCUGCUGCAACAAAAGAGGUUGCCACCUUCGGUCAUGGCGCUGCUCGCAGCGACGCUGCCGCUACAGCCCCGCAUCCAUAUUGAGUGGCCGAUCCUCGACGCAGCAUCACUGGUCUCGCUCGUCGCCGUCCUUGGCCCGUCGCUCAGCUAUGUCACUCUCCAUUUUGGUAGCACCAGUGUGGCGGAUGGCCAAGCCCAAGCAAUCAACGAGCUCCUCUUGCAGCGCUGCCCGCGUCUGCGCUACGUCGCCAUGCACGUUGUUCCCCGCAUGGCGAACGCGCUUGGCGAGCUCAACGAUGCGCUCGCUGUCAUCGCCCACCCGCAUGUCCGCGACUCGUACCUCAACCUCGAGUUUGCGAUCGCGACACCGCGACUCGGCCAUCUCUUGGCUUCUUGGCUCUAA
Saprolegnia diclina VS20 is the source of this 627-nucleotide messenger RNA. RefSeq lists its product as hypothetical. NCBI's taxonomy places the organism in Eukaryota, Oomycota, Saprolegniomycetes, Saprolegniales, Saprolegniaceae. Bases 1 to 627 code for a protein of 208 amino acids. The transcript has a single exon. The record is from RefSeq and is a predicted model, not a curated record.